UUGUAUCGAAAUCCGAAGCACACCCACUCGGUCUUCACUUUUAUCUCAUAAGUUGAGUGGAGAUCUUCCAAAAAUGGAAACAUUUUUGCAUCCUAUUGGUUAUAGUCUACUUACCCUUAAAAAGUACCCGUAUCGGCUUCAUCCAUUCCGAAUUUUGAAAUUCAUUGCGUUCAUAUUAUCACUGAUUUUGACUUGUCUUAUGAUAACACCAUUAAUAUUUAACAGCGACUCGUUUUUAUUUGAUGUUCCGAAAGAAGUACCCAUACUUCAGAGUACACAUACUUUUAUUCAUUCUGCAUAUUAUUAUCCUGUUUCUAAAUCACUUGGAAACAAUGCGGUUGCCAUCGUGACCACCAUGAACAAAAGAACCGUCCCAAUAAUCACAGAUUACACAAUAAACAUUCAUGGAAGUCAUAUCAAGAAAAAAGUUGGCAAAGUGGCCACUUUGACAACUGAGCAUUUACUCAACGAUCGAUGCGACUAUUCAUUAGUUCUAAUACAGGCAAAUACAUUGGGAGGCAUGACAAAAUUGGAAAUCGAAUCGGGAGGUGUUACAGUUGAGAUUCCCUUCAAAAGCCCGAAAUAUUCUGCUCCAAAACCUGUUGUUUUCUGUAUUUCUCCACAGUUUGCCGCCGAGCAGUGGCAAACAUUUUUGACUCAACUGCACAUUUCUAAAAGAUAUGGAGCCCAUGUGCAUCUCUACGUGGUAUCCAUGGUGGAGUCCUACUACAAAUUAAUUAAAGAAUAUGAAAAACUGGGACUUGUAUCCAUUGAACCUUGGCUCACGAUCAAAUUUCCCGUAACAGAUGGACCAUAUCUAGAGCCAAAUCGCAAUGUGGAGCUCAGAAAUCAAGCAGCUGCACACACGGAUUGUAUUCUCAUGUAUAAGGAGGCUGUGAGCUUUGUUGGAAUUCUAGACAUGGAUGAUAUACUUAUUCCAAAUAAAGCAAAUUCUUAUUACGAGGAAUUCGAGAGAGAGUACGGCGGCAGUUGGUACAUUAGUGCCUUGCAAUAUGGAAAAGCAGACUUUGAAACUAUAAAAGUCGCCGAACUAGAAGCUCAGAGUAUAUCUGCAAUUGUGAAAAAUGCGCGGAGGCUUCCGACAAAAGAUCAAGGGAAAUCAUUUGUCCGUCCAGAACGAUUCAACUCAUCUUGGUCCCACUACUCCCGGAAUUCGGAUAACAAGCCAAUGUACUGGACACCACACCAAACUGUACCAUUGUCGAUGAGAAAAAAAGCGAUGCAAUAUAAUGGGAUAUUCCAUAUGAAGAAUAUGUAUUUGACUAAUUUGACUAAAGUCAGGGACGGAGCGGUUCCGGUGAAUCCGGGGGAUAAUAUUACACAGCUGAUUAGUGAUCAACAUUUACUGGAAAUUGACAUGGAAAUGAAGAGCAUCCUCACCAGUGAACCAAUUGCGGCACUUUCGGCAACCCUUCCAAAAACGGAUUUCUACAUGCCAAUCAUUUUCAAGUGCUACAAUGACUCAUUCUAUCAUCUCCGUGACACAAAAACUCUCCUGAAUGACGUCACUUGUGUAAAUGCAUUUGAUUGCGAGCUCCCUCAACAGGAAGGAAUGCCGUGUACACAUUCAGAUGCCACGUAUCACUCAGGACCGCCCAUGUUUCCAAUCACAUUCCAUUGGGCGACGGAUGCAUACUUUAGUAGUGAGAUUGGAUGUUAUCAGUAGAAAAUUAAAAGUUAAUUAGAAAUCUCUCUUUUAACUUUUUGAGAAAACGGUCUGAAAAUGUCCUGUUUCUUAUCGUAGAGCUAAAGCCAAUUUUAAAGAAAAAUUAACCAUUUUCACGGUGACCGAACUUCAAUUUUCCAAGGCCACGUAACAAAAGUCUAACGGCAAACAACCUGGACUUUUACACGUGGUCGCGGAAAAUCUAGGCCAACAAAAGUUCGAUUUUCUCAAAUACUGGCUCUGUGAUUUUUCGAUAAUUUCGGACAGUUUUCACAAAAACAUGCUGGUAAAUAUUGCUUUAAAUCGCAAAUUAAUUGAGUUUCUUUUCAUUACAUUUUCCUUGUGAUCCUUUGUUUCAGGUUUUCGUAUUUUCUGCCUUCAUGUUGUAGUUUUGAAUAAAUCAUUCUUGACAAA
Messenger RNA from Caenorhabditis elegans, 2101 nucleotides. It is a transcript of the gene gtnt-22, whose product is annotated as Glycosyltransferase family 92 protein. The record is from RefSeq and is marked reviewed. Gene Ontology annotation, molecular function: glycosyltransferase activity. Lineage: Eukaryota; Metazoa; Nematoda; Chromadorea; Rhabditida; Rhabditidae. The transcript is spliced from 6 exons. Gene Ontology annotation, cellular component: membrane. The coding region runs from base 74 to 1687 and encodes 537 amino acids.